AUGGCCGCCAACCAAGAUGACCAAGAGUACGAAAUCGAGCGCUUCGUACGCCACAAAGUCAACAGACGAAAGAAGACGGUCCAGUUUCUCGUCAAGUGGAAAGGCUACGACGAACCAACGUGGGAACCCGAGGCCCUCAUGCAAGAAACCGCUAGCCGCACAGUGUAUCGGUACUGGCGGAAAUGCGGUGGCGGUGGUCCUGCUACUUAUUUAACACACUACCACGUUUUCAAAGUUCUGGCCAGAGUGUUCAAGAAGGGUAAAUGGUACUACCACUGCCAAUGGGUGGGUUAUUCGGACUCACAUAAGGAUACCACUUUGGAGACCGUAAAGAAGGUAGAGAGGAUUGCGAAGGAUGUGGUUGAUGAGUAUAAGGCUAGUCAAAGAGGUGGUAACCAGAACAUUCCACCCGCGAAUCGUUAG
This is a messenger RNA of Fusarium tjaetaba, 423 nucleotides long. RefSeq lists its product as uncharacterized. The transcript has a single exon. Bases 1 to 423 code for a protein of 140 amino acids. Gene Ontology annotation, biological process: negative regulation of transcription by RNA polymerase II; chromatin organization. The record is from RefSeq and is a predicted model, not a curated record. Lineage: Eukaryota; Fungi; Ascomycota; Sordariomycetes; Hypocreales; Nectriaceae. Gene Ontology annotation, molecular function: chromatin binding. Gene Ontology annotation, cellular component: pericentric heterochromatin.